AUGGCAUUUCGUGGACAUGAUGAAUCUGAAGAUUCAAACAAUCAAGGAAACUUUCUUGAACUGUUGCAUUGGUUGUGUGAUCAUAAUCCUGAGAUUAAGGCCGUUGCUUUGACAAAUGCACCUGAGAAUUUGAAAUUAACAUCACCAAGAGUGCAAAAAGAUAUUGUAAGUGCUAUCGCUUCUGAAUGUCUACAUGUGAUUAUCGAAAAUAUUCGUGAUAGUUUCUUCUCAAUUUUAGUUGAUGAAUCUCGAGACAUUUCUGUGAAAGAGCAAAUGUCAGUUGUCAUUCGUUAUGUGAAGAAUGGGUGUAUAUUGGAACAUUUUAUUGGUGUCAUUCAUGUUUUGAAUACCACAACUGCCUCACUUAAGGCUGCAAUUGAUCAAUUAUUCUCAAUGCAUAGUUUAAGCAUAUCUAAUUUGAGAGGUCAGGGAUAUGACGGAGCUAGUAACAUUCGAGCUAAACGGAGUGAUCUUAUUCGAGAGAAUCAAAGAUUGAAAAUUCUUGAAUCACUCAAUAUUGGUGAAAUAUCAAGCGGACGAGGUCUCAAUCAAGAAAUUACUCUUCAGCGUCCUGGGGAUACACGUUGGGGCUCUCACUAUAGUUGUUUAAUUAACUUGAUUACCAUGUUUUCAACUAUAGUCGAAGUCAUUGAGAUGAUUGCUACUGAUUCUACAAGUACCGGAACAAGAGACUUUGAAGAAUUACAAGGCAUUAGCGAUCUUGCACAGAAGUUGGUUGUGAAGAAUAAACAUGAAGUGUAUCCAUUAGUGUACAAACUUGUGACACUAACCUUAGUUCUUCCCGUGGCUACUGCUACAGUCAAAAGAGCAUUUUCUGCGAUGACUUACGUCAAAAAUCGUCUGCGCAAUCGAAUUGGAGAUCAAUGGUUGAAUGAUAGUUUGAUUGCAUAUAUUGAGAAGGAUGUUUUUGAUGAGAUUGAAAAUGAUGCCAUCGACCACUACGAGACCUUCUACUUACAUGCUAAGCCAUCUAUUGCCUUUAGAAGUUACAUGACUUCAUGCACUUAUAAAUACUCGAGACAGGAGGUACAAUGGGAGAGAAAGCCCCAACCUCAAUUUGCAUGUAGCAUUUGUUUAUUGAAAAAGCCGUCGGAGGAUAUGAAAGAAGCUCAGUCGCCAGUGCCGGCACCGGAUUCCUCGGCCAGUUUCGCUUCACCAUCAUUAGCUGUCGGAUGCGCAAUCACGGUUGGUGUUGUAAUGUUCUUGGCGGUGGCAGUGGUGUGGUACUGUACAGGCAAUGGCUAUGGUGGUCGAUUUAGUCGUGUUUCGAUGGUCAUUUUUGUUGUUGUUGGCGAUGGCUGUGAUGAUAUUGUGGCAGGGCGAGGUGUAAUAGUGAUUGUGACCAACUAUCUAGUUGCUCUGUGA
Messenger RNA from Olea europaea var. sylvestris, 1386 nucleotides. Its product is annotated as zinc finger MYM-type protein 1-like. The transcript has 9 exons. Gene Ontology annotation, molecular function: protein dimerization activity. The record is from RefSeq and is a predicted model, not a curated record. Lineage: Eukaryota; Viridiplantae; Streptophyta; Magnoliopsida; Lamiales; Oleaceae. Bases 1 to 1386 code for a protein of 461 amino acids.